AUGGUUGUGAUCUGGUGCCAGAGAUCACCCCACCCGGGAAACCUACUGGAUAAGGAUGUGCGUGAGCGUAUAGCAGUGGAAUAUUUAUUGGCCCAGACCAACAGAGGUGACCUGCUGGCUCCAUCACAGGUCUCCGAAAUCCCCUCGCAGGUGCUUGAGGAGGAGGAGGAUGAACCAGAUGACACCAUCAGCAUGCCUGACAUUGUCUGCCAUUCAGCUGAGAUAGGGGCUGGUGAUCCUCCAAGUGCUGUGGAGGGUGACACUGAACCCGGACCCCUCAUCACAGAGUCAGCUGAGAUAGGGGCUGGUGAUCCUCCAAGUGCUGUGGAGGGUGACACUGAACCCGGACCCCUCAUCACAAAGAACAGCCAAUGUGACUCGAGGGGCGUUGUGGGAUGGGAGGCAGUUGAUGCCCUUGCAGCCUACCUAGUUGACUUGAAUCGCACCAUCACCGCCUUGUCAGCCAAGGAGGCGGCGUACAUAGUCAACCUGUACACAGCUCUCCAUGCCAUGGACAAAAAACCUUUAAGGUACACCCAGAAGGCUAAGAAAAAAGCACAUGCAUCAGGAGGACCAUGGAGAGCACCCAGGAAGCCGAGUGGCUCUGCUCCUGGACAGCAGGCGGCAGAGAGACUAUACAUGAUUCACGGCCAAGCAGCCCAGGACCCCGGAAUACAUAGGGUCAGUGACUGUGUUUGCCUCAGACUUGCAAAAGAGUUUGAGCAGUCAUGCAACAGGCCAAAGGACGCAAAGGGGAAAACCAUGCCCAUCCCUCAGUCCAUUGUCAGCGUCUACAGCCACAUCAAACAGCUGCUGGAGGACAGCAUGGUUGUCCUGAACCAGACGAACCUGAGUCUGGUGCCGGUUAACAACACCACAGUAUCUUCAUGUAUAUGA
This is a messenger RNA of Paramisgurnus dabryanus, 897 nucleotides long. NCBI's taxonomy places the organism in Eukaryota, Metazoa, Chordata, Actinopteri, Cypriniformes, Cobitidae. The record is from RefSeq and is a predicted model, not a curated record.